Messenger RNA from Paramacrobiotus metropolitanus, 2873 nucleotides. RefSeq lists its product as uncharacterized. The coding region runs from base 434 to 2212 and encodes 592 amino acids. The record is from RefSeq and is a predicted model, not a curated record. Lineage: Eukaryota; Metazoa; Tardigrada; Eutardigrada; Parachela; Macrobiotidae. The transcript has 4 exons.
AAUAGGACGCUUGUAUUUUUAAUUUUUCUGCAGUAUUACUACUUUGUAGUUCUAGGUUCGGAAUAUUGCAGCUUUGUAUUUCCUGCACUGACCCAGGAUCUUAUUAGUUCAUCUGUGCUUUAGUUUUAGUUUUGCCACAGAUAGUAACUGUGUUGUGGUACUUCUGUUAGCUGCAAUUAUACCCACACUGCAAUUUAUUCCCGUAUGUGUGAAAAUCCUGAACGAGCAAGUACCAACGUUUACCAUCUUACCUCGUAACUGCAAACUCCCCUCACCGGUACGGCGUGGUCGUUUAUUAUGGUGGCCUGGCCCCAGAUUCAGCAAUGUUCUGUUAAAUAAAUAGAUGCGAUCUUAAUAAUAAUGUUUGUGAUAUCGUACUGUGAUCCCACUUUAAACAAACACCGAUGAUCACAUCAUUGAAGGGAAACGCACAAUGGAUAACGUUGUAUUAUCGCGAAUCCGCAAAGCUCCGCUUAUCCCUAAGCCAUACGGGCGUUUUGCUGUUGAUGUUUUAAAGGACGGAUCGACGUAUCGCGGGUACAUCUGCGGCAUUGAAAAUGGUCAGUAUGUGGUACGACUCGGGUCGCAGGAACAAGCGCAGAUGGUACCCAUGGAUAAACUGCGCCUACCAGAUUGUGGCGAUUGGGAUGCAUUUAACCGGGAUACAUUUAAGGAGGAGAUCGACAUUCUGAUUAGUACGGAUGAGAAUCAGCCCGAAUCGUGGCAACCAGCACAUCUUGUCAACGGCGUGUAUAGCGGAGAUUACUUCUUUAUAACUGCCGACGUUUAUUUGCCGGGUAAUCGCGUCAAGCGCUGUUGCGUGCUUGAUGGUAAUUGUGCUGGUUUUAAGCGUAUUCGUCGCCGUGCAAACGUCGGGUCGUGUGUCACAUCGUUGACAUUUAAUUAUGUCAAAAUCCCCAUUGCACCUUUAAGCUUGCGUUCGUCCAGUAUCGUUAGCACACUGGAGGCCGUACAAAAGAUGCCCUUAUUUUCCGGAGUGUUCUAUUAUGGCAAUUGUAGAUCAAUUAUGUUCCUCGGUGUCGUGGAUAACUGCAUUGCUGUAUUAGUCAAAGAACAGUACAAAAACCACAUCACAAGUGAUGAAAUCCUCAACAUUUUUGAAGAGACUGUUGAUCGGUUUGGAAAAAUACUUGCCAAGACUCCAGAAGUGGUGGUUCCUUGCAUUUUGGAAAAUAUGCUGUCCAUUGUUGUCUGCCAGCAAGACUUUUACUACAGGAACGAAUUCCGUUUGGGAGAAGUUUGCAUGGAGCUUCAUCUGAUUGUAUUUUCUUAUUUGAAUAUUUAUGACCAACAUCAACUUCGCAGGACGUGCCAUUGGUUCGAUCAACUGCUGUCCUUGAAUGUGCUUCGGCAGUGCAUAAUACUGCCUCGUCAACAUGAAUAUGUCACUGAACGUCUGGGGUUCAUUGGCCGUUAUGCCACCACCUGCUCGAAAAAAUUCAUACUUGCGGAAAUCGUUGCAAAUGUCGUAACCAGUGACGCCAGGCUAGUUUAUCUGACAGGUGACUGGGAGGAGCUUCUGAAAAUCUUCGUGAAUGUUAUAAAGGUCAUAUCCGUGAAAUUACGGUGGUUGGUUAUUGCGGACAAUUCCGUGUUGAUGUUCAACGAUUUUCUGGUAUUUCCGAAACCGUUUCCGAUGUUGCGCACACAGGACUUUGUACAUACACAAAUCAAUUUUUUGCCCAUGUCUCAUUAUCCCGAUUAUGCUCACAGUUGCCAGCGCCUAGUUUUAAAGAACUGCUGCUUCAGUAGCAAAAUAUCGAUGUGUUUCACCGGAAUGGCAGUAGAGGGCAACUAUGCUCAUCGUCCUGAAUCACGCAGUCACCUGGGAUGUUGCUACGAUCCAUUUUGUAUCAGAAUUCCAUGCUGGCAGUAUCAUUUCGAAGAUCUAGAUAACUGCAAAUUUGCUGCAGCUUUUCGGUUAACGCUGGCAGAAUUUUGUCCAGUACUGGAGCGUAGUAAGGCGGAAAUUCUGAUCUCCUGGAUAGAUUCCCUCACAGAAAAAGAUUUAGAAGUAAAGCAGUGUAUUUCGCCGUAUCUGGAACUGUCUUAUGAGCUAUGGGACGAAGAACCACCAAGCAGCUUGGAUGAUGUGAUAUUGAAUAUAUCCAACAGGAUUUCCACCGGAAGUUUGGUUAUGCAGACCCUUGCUUUGCUACUGCCGUGUAGUCCAGGCGACUCUACAAAGUAGCAGCUUUGUUGACGCGGCCGAACCAAUCGCUUGACGGACUUCUGCCGGCCGGUGGAAGCAAUAUAUGCAUGUAAUGUAUGUCAACUGAAGGGGCGGAGCACCAGUGAAACUGAUGAAAUGAACCGGUUCAAUUCGUUAGUUUGAGCGUCGAAUUACUCUAGCAGGGGCGUUUCUAUCAAUUUCAGUGUAUUCCACUUGCUUAAUUACGGUAAGGCAUUAACUAAUAACUACUUAAUUAAUUAAGUGUUUACUUAUCAGCCAGUUUAAUUAGCAAUUGCUCGAAUUUUGUUCCCGAUGAAGACGAAACAUUUGGCACUUGCCACUGGGUAUGAUGCCGCAAGUGCUCUGUUAAAGGAGACCAGCAAGGAGAAGUUUAUCAGAACGCGCGCUUUUUUAAUCUUUGCGUUUGAUGCUAAUGGGGCAGUGCUAAAAGGCACGGUCCCUUCACAUGCCAGCUGGCACCAAUUUCUCAUUUGAAUAUAUUUUUUGAAUGUUAUUCGCCCCUACAAAUAAUAUGAAUAAAUCUAUGCAUUCUUAUUGGUGUAAUUCGUGGUUUCUAGUAAAUGCAGCAGUAAAUUCAGCCAGAGCUUGCCAUCUAAGUACCGUAUUACAUACUGCCAUCUAGUAUGUUUCUAAUACGACUGUUCUUUUCUGUUUUUUU